Cyphomyrmex costatus is the source of this 1286-nucleotide messenger RNA. It is a transcript of the gene bwa, whose product is annotated as alkaline ceramidase. The transcript is spliced from 4 exons. Bases 356 to 1165 code for a protein of 269 amino acids. Gene Ontology annotation, biological process: ceramide catabolic process. Gene Ontology annotation, molecular function: hydrolase activity, acting on carbon-nitrogen (but not peptide) bonds, in linear amides. The record is from RefSeq and is a predicted model, not a curated record. NCBI's taxonomy places the organism in Eukaryota, Metazoa, Arthropoda, Insecta, Hymenoptera, Formicidae. Gene Ontology annotation, cellular component: membrane.
UCUCGGCAGAAUCAGUCGCACUGUGAGUCGCACUUCGCAGUUUAUAGUUGCAGUGAGUCACGGUCGGUCGUCACGUUGUACGUACGUUGGUCGUUGGCGCGCAUUGUUAGUCAUUCGUGAGUGAUCGAGGUAUGCACCGUUAAACCAAGAACGAAACGCGCAUCCCUAUUCCUUUCACACAGGCGAGAUCGCGCGGCAUUUAGGUGUUGCGCGAGUGAAUUGUAUAGAAGUGUCUAGUUGUGUUUGAGCGCGAGACGAUGAUUCUAUAAGGGAUCAAUUCAGAUCAAGUCUCUAUAAAUAUCCCUCUCGAUCUCUUACCGAUUCAGUUUAAAAAGAGAUUCGCUGAACAACAAUCAUGUGGAAACCCUUCGAACCUGGCAGUUCGCCCGUAGAUUGGUGUGAGCGCAACUACAACAUCUCUCCUAGCAUCGCCGAGUUCAUGAACACGUUGAGUAAUGUGGUCUUUGUGUUGCUUCCACCCGUGCUCAUGCACCUAUUUAGAGACUAUGCACGCUUUGUGAAUCCAGGAAUUCAUGUGUUCUGGUUUUUACUGAUGGUAGUCGGACUUACUAGUGCAUAUUUUCAUGCCACUUUAUCCUUGAUAGGUCAACUAUUAGAUGAAUUGUCUAUUUUGUGGGUGUAUAUGGCAGGAUUCUGUAUGUUCUUUCCCAGAAGAUAUUUCCCCAAUGCCGUACAUAAUGACAGAAAGCUCUUCUCUAUAUGCGCAACGUUACCCACUCUAAUCGCCACCGGCUUGGCCUUGAUACAUCCGGCUGUAAAUGCAUUUGCAUUGAUGAGCUUAGGUGUACCGGCGAUUGGAUUCUUGAUCAUGGAACUAAAGAGGACUACCUCGAUAAGGGUGUACAGAUUAGGAUUGCGAUGCGGCGCCAUGUGGGUACUAGCAGUAAUCUGUUGGCUAAAUGAUCGUCUGUUCUGCGAUACCUGGCUGAAUCUAAACUUCCCGUAUCUCCAUGCAUUGUGGCAUUUGUUCAUCUUCAUUGCGAGUUACACUGCGGCGGUGCUCUUUGCGUACUUCGCUGUACAAGACGAGAAGCCGCAGCAAUCUCCGGUGCUCAAGUAUUGGCCCAGGGACACCUUUGAACUUGGCAUACCGUACGUAACUAUUCGAAGUUAUAUGAAGUCGAGUUAUAAUUUAAAUAUAUAGCUCUCGUAAUAAUUCCGAAAGCAUUAACAAUAUAAUGCAUUAUUAAUUAUUAUAUGAGAAUAUAUACUUAGUAGCGAUAGCAAUAUUUAAUGUUUAAAUGCAAAGAUGUUUAACGUGAUGU